Molecule: messenger RNA, 1452 nt
Organism: Penicillium robsamsonii
Lineage: Eukaryota; Fungi; Ascomycota; Eurotiomycetes; Eurotiales; Aspergillaceae
Exons: 1
Coding region: 1-1452 (483 amino acids)
Source: RefSeq, a predicted model, not a curated record
AUGUGCAACCGUGCUGGACGCGUAUGCCAGGGAUAUGCGGCACCACCCGAUAGGAGAACCCGUGAAGUCCGAGAUGCGCGCACCGCGAAUAUGAACGGUGGCGCGCUAAACAUUGUGCAUUUAUGCCAGCAACGAGCUCAAUCCGCUGGUUUGGUCCACAUGGUUGAUGGAAGUCAAGUUGGCUUGUCGCGGAUGGAACGGGACUAUUUGUAUUCAUUCCGUUCAUACACUGCUGGCCAGUGCGCUGGGUAUAACUUCGACCCAUUUUGGCAGGUCCUUGUCCAUCAAGUCUGUGAAUCUUGCCCCGAGGUCCGCCAUGCAGCUAUUGGUAUCGGUGCCUUGCAUCGUAUAUUUGCGAACCCCAGUUCCGACCGAAAUGACAUUUUCCCCAUCCGGCAGUCCACAAAGGCCAUGGCUUGUCUCCGCGCGGCCAUGAUGAAGCAAGACCAAUCGGAUCCCUCGGCCACGGAGAAGAUAUUGGUGGCCUGUGUUGUUUUAAUUACCUUCGCUCUAUUCCAAGGCGAUGUUGAUGCCGUUCGCUGUCAUCUGCAAGCUGGCACUAAACUUCUCUGGGAGUGGAGGAAGAAAAAUUCCAAGAGGCCAGUUGCUUCUGUUUUGUUACAUACAUUUAUACAGCUCCAUAUCCAUUGGGCAAGCGUUACAAUGCUCCAGGAUCAUAUGGGAGGAGACUAUCCCUAUCUUCUAGAACUCAUCCAUGAUAACCUCGCCGAUAUUUCUACAUAUGCCGAUGAACAGUCAAAAGCGAUUUUCUUGGUGUUUGUUCAAGCUUGGUCGUUAAUGUUGAAUGAACCCGUCUUAGUUGACCGGAUGACCGGCAAUCGGUCGCAAGGAUUUAUAUGGGACACCCCUGCGAACAAGAUCCAUCGAUUUCACACGGAAGCGGAGGAGUGUAUUGUUCUUCACCAAAAGACUGCCUGUCCCACAAAGCUCCGUGCCUUCAUGGUCAUUCAAGUGCAGAUUGAGAUGAUAAAAAUUGUCCUCGCCUCAACAGCAUUUUCAGGCUCUGAAUUAGAAUGGGAUGCUCUCCUUCCCCAUUUCCAGACAAUUGUCAAUACAGCGGAGGCUUUGUUAAGUAGCUUCGAUCAGUUACCCGACCCACUGUUUUCUGUCAAGGAAGGAUUUUUAGCGGCUCUCAUGUUUUGUGGGCUCAAAUGUCGAGACUGGACGGUUCGGGAAAAGGUGUUGACUAUCUGCCGAAAGUAUAAUCGACGAGAGGGAAUGUUUUCUACCGCUGAGGCUGCCCUCCUUCUGCAGCGUAUCUACGAUGUUGAGGCUGCAGGUAUUCCACCAGGAGAGAAAAUACCAGAGUCCGCUCGUCUCACCGCACUGUUUAUCGUGGAACAUCCCAACUAUUCGAAAUUCCAGCCCAAAAGCCACAUCAAAUAUCGUGAUAAAGAUGGGAACUGGUAUAGUGAAUGGCUGUCACCAUGA